GGGUUGUUGUUAGUGGGUGGUGAUCUUGGCUGGUUGCUGGAUGUUGUUUGCCAUCAUUGUUGGUAUGUUGGUGUCUCCAACAUGGUGAUGGUAAUGCAGGCAGCAAACGAACAUGGGCUUGUCGAGUGAGAUGAAAUACUGUGACAUUGUUCAGCUUGCUUGAGCUCCUGGAAAUGUAUUAGUUAUCAUAUCAUGCCUUUCUGUUGCGCAACAUGUGCGCCACUCUUUUGCGCCAGGCACAGAUGUCACUCUUGUACUGUCAUGCGGGGUGGCUCAAGUCUCCUUUCUACUUGGACCUGGAGCAUUUUCGAGUCAGGGGCGCUCAGGGUCACUCAGUGUCCUAAAGCAGUCAAGGGUGUCUCAGCCAUGGGUUCUGCCUUGAGCACCGAAGAGCUGAGGAGUGUGACUUCGGCCCUCCAGAAGCUUUCGGAGAAGGACAAGAAGGUGCAGGAGAAGGCUGCCGCCGAAGUGUGUGAGAUGGCAGAUGAUGAGGAGAUGAGAAAGGAGAUCAUGAAACCUGAAAUGCUCACUGCAUUGAUGAAGGGUGGACAGUUGGGAAGUCCAAAGGCACGGAAGAUUGUAGUCAGGACCACGAUGGUGUUGGCCGACCAUUCCCCCAGCAGAUGCAAGAUGCUCAUUAAAGCCGGUGCUAUGGAUGUCUUGCACUCUUUGGCCUUAGCAAAAAAGAGUACCAGUGAAGCCAAGAGGUUGGUUGCCAAUUGUGCAUGGCAACUCUUGCGGUAUGACCACGAAGUAAACAACAUCGACAACAUGCCCGAGGACCCUCAACUCAUUGAAGCUCUAGUUUGCUGCGUCAAAUCAGCUGCGAAGGAAGGCAAAGAGAGAGCCAGUGAUGUCCUCCGAUGGCUCGGAAAGAAGGAGACCAACCGAGCCAAGAUCGUCGAGGCAAGUGGUCUUGAGACAUUGGCACGCUUGGCAAGGUGCGGCACUCAACGGGAAAGAAGCUCUGCACAACGUGCCUUGGAGGAGUUGGACGAAACCACGAUCGAAGACAAAAGUGGCAAGGCCAGAGCUGAAAGCCGACGGAAAGCAUUUCGGCCAUUCUCACUCUAUCGGAUGCUGCCAUCUCGCAUGUGGACUUUACUUGGAUGGAGAGCCAAGAGGAUGCAAGAGGCAGCCUUCAAAGACGCAUCCAUCACUCCCCUGGAAGGCAGUCACCUCAGCUUCAAUACACCCAGCCAGGUGGCUGCCAUGGAUGCCCCACAGGCCCUAGUUCCAGCAGUCAGCUUCAGCACAGCCAAGCGCCCACCUGACAGUGUCCGACGUCGGUGGCAGCGACUGUCGUGUGAGGCAGAGGUAGAGGAUGAAGACAGUGAAGAAUACAUGAUAGACAUGCCUGAGGAUCCCCAAGUCAUCAAGGACUUCGUUUGCUCCGUGAAGUCAGAGGCAGGUGAAGGCAAGGCCGGCGCCACCGAAGUGGAGGAUGUCGUUGAUGCAAGUCUAGACUCCUUGCAAACCUUGGCCUGCUUUGGCACCGAUGAGCAGAAGAACUUUGCUGAACAGACUUUGAAGGAGCUGUUGGUCGGGGAAUUCUCUUCAGCAAUUGAACAGCUCAAAGACGACGAUGAAAAGGUGCAAGAGGAGGCAGCCGCCAAAUUGUGUGAGUUGGCAAAGAAUCAUAAGAGGAUCAAACCCGAGUUCAUGCGGCCUCAGACGCUUCAAACAUUGAUGUCUUGCGGAAAGUCGGGGACUGAAAAAACCCAAAGACGUGUAGUCAAAACCCUGAUAGAGUUGACCGACAGCUCCCACGACUGCAAGAUCAUCAGACAAGUCGGUGCCAUCGAUUUCUUGCACCCUUUGGUCUCAGAGUCUACUUCCAGGAAGUCCAGGGAACUGGUUGCCCAAUGUACAUGGAACCUGCUGCGCUAUGAGAAUGACGACAACAUGCCCGAAGACCAUCAACUCAUUGCAGCUUUAGUAUCUUCGGCCACGUCCGCUGGAGGAGAAGGCAAGAGGUUUGCCGUUGGCGUCCUCGGAUGGCUCGGGAAGAAGGAGAUCAAUCGAGCCGAGAUCGUCCGGGCGUGUGGUCUUGAGACCUUAGUAUGCUUGGAAAGGAGUGGCACUCAACAAGAAAGACGUGCUGCACGAUGUGCCUUGGAGGAGUUAGCAAAAGCGCCUGAGAUUGCGGACCAGAUCGAAGAGCUCAAGUCUGUCAAAGCACUUGGCCUGAGGGAGAACAAGUCCUUUGGAAAAGCCGAGAAGCAAAGUGAUGGCAGAAACGCAACACCUGCGCCUUUGACGGCAACAACCAUUCAAUCAGGUAAAGGCACUCCUGUUGCUAUGUUCUCCUUGCGCUUUGAUGGCGGAGAGGUUGAGAAGAACUUCAGGGCAGUUCACGCAUUGCUCCAAGCUUAUGAGUAUGACGUCCUGAUGGUUGAUGCUGAUGCGGGAGACAAUUUUGGUAUCCUCACAACGGAGUACCUUUCAAGAGUCAAGAACGAGAACGGGGUGAUGCUCGCUGUUUGCACCGAAACAUAUGGCGAGAUGACAACAUCACCGUAUUGCAGCGGGAAGGAAGUGCAAUAUGCUUCAGAUUACAAGAUCCAAGUGGUGCCCCUGUGGGCCGCAGGUGUCUAUCCUCCCAAGCCUCCAGGGUGUGGGCAGAGCUAUGUAGACAUGAUUUUUAGGCCUAAUCUUGUAUACUUGGAUUGCAGAGAGAAAUCGAUCCAGCAGAUUGCGGCAGACAUUGCCAAUCGCUUGCACCGUUGCAGUAGUAAGAGCAGGUCAGGUAGUGCUUAGAAUGCACAAGGCGAGAUCUUACAGUGAUGAAAUCCUACACGAAUGAUCAAUUGGUCAAUUGAAGCUUUCGACACCUUUUGAUACACGUUUUGGCCCAUUAAAGAAGAAUCCAUUGUUGGUCCGAUCAUGUCAAUGAAGUGGGCACUCUUUAGGUAGGAUUCACAUGUUUAAGCAGCGCCCACAAAUCGCGUAGAUCUCUUCACAGCUCCUUCAGCGCCCAAGGCACUUGCUGGAGGCCUGUUUUUCCAAUCUUCCUAGAGCAACAAGAACCUGUACAAGUGUCGGCUC
Messenger RNA from Durusdinium trenchii, 3048 nucleotides. NCBI's taxonomy places the organism in Eukaryota, Dinophyceae, Suessiales, Symbiodiniaceae. The record is from the annotation of a GenBank genome assembly.